Messenger RNA from Talaromyces rugulosus, 774 nucleotides. RefSeq lists its product as uncharacterized. Bases 1 to 774 code for a protein of 257 amino acids. The transcript has 3 exons. Gene Ontology annotation, cellular component: endopeptidase Clp complex. The record is from RefSeq and is a predicted model, not a curated record. Gene Ontology annotation, biological process: protein quality control for misfolded or incompletely synthesized proteins. Lineage: Eukaryota; Fungi; Ascomycota; Eurotiomycetes; Eurotiales; Trichocomaceae. Gene Ontology annotation, molecular function: ATP-dependent peptidase activity; serine-type endopeptidase activity; ATPase binding.
AUGCACACAACGCAGCCACUGCAGAUGCUAGGGAGGGCCGUUCGAAGAGGCGCGCUUCGAUCAGCAGUCCCCCGCUGUUCAAUAAUCCCCACUGCAUCGAGAGCGUUCUCAGCGCCGGCCCGAUCAGCAGUAGCUCCGCCGCGAGGAUGGACGCCCACGCCGUUUGUGACAGAGACUGUGGGCGGUGGCUGGCAUACAUAUGACAUCUUCUCGCGACUGCUGAAAGAGCGCAUCAUCUGCCUCAAUGGCGAAGUCGACGAAACCGCGUCGGCCUCUAUCGUUGCACAGCUCCUUUUCCUCGAAGCCGACAACCCUGAAAAGCCGAUUCAUCUCUACAUCAACUCGCCGGGCGGGUCCGUCACUGCGGGCCUGGCCAUUUACGAUACCAUGACUUAUAUCCAAUCGCCCGUGACUACGAUAUGUGUCGGGCAGGCAGCCAGUAUGGGCUCGCUGCUGCUGUGUGGCGGAGAGGCUGGGAAGCGGUAUUGCUUACCGCACUCGUCGAUCAUGAUCCAUCAGCCCUCAGGCGGGUACUUUGGGCAGGCGAGCGACAUUGCGAUUCACGCCAAGGAGAUUCUAAGGGUCCGAACCCAGUUGAAUAGGAUUUAUAAGAAACAUUUGACGGGCAAGACAGAGCUGUCGUUGGAUGAAAUCGAGAAGCUGAUGGAGAGAGACUAUUUCAUGGGAGCCCAGGAAGCACUGGACAUGGGGAUUGUGGAUGAGAUUCUCGAAAGGAGAGUCAAGCCGGAGGAGAACUCGCCUGCUCCAGCCUAA